CGCGCGCCGCCGAGCCGGCCCCGAACGUGCACGCGAGAGCGAAACGGCGCUCCAUGGAGAUGUACGCGAGCGAGCGAGACGGCAACAGCGGGCUGGUCGACAACAAGGUGUACAUAAUAGUGUCGCGGUCCUGCGAACACCCAGACGUGCCACAGACUAAGCACGCGAUCAGAGUGAUGGAGUAUUGGAGCCAUAUGGUGGUGAAGACUGUGCAGGGAUCUGAGAAGGGACAGACGGACAGCAAAAAAGACACUGGCCGUACCAAAGGGAGAUUAAAGAAGGUCCACCCUCGUCGACCACAGCCGGGCAUGGAGUUCGUGCUGACGUACUACGACGAGCCGGCGGUGGGCGGGAUGCCGGGCGGGGUGGCCGCGUGGGCGAGCGGCCGCGCCGCGCCCGCCUACCUGGCGAGGAUGCGACGCGCCGCGCGCGACUACUGCCAGUGGGCGGCCGGCGCGCCGCGCGAUCGCCAGGAAAUGCCCGACUUCACACCCUUCGACCCGGGCCGAGUCGACGAGCGAAUCGAGGAUGUGGACGAACAGAUCAGCGAACAGGAUAUGGAGUCGUCGAAAGACGGGCCCGAAAUGGAGACCAGCGAACGGACGAAAGACCAAAGCACCCAAACCGAUGACCUCCAGUUCGCGACGGUGGAUGUAAAAGAAGAUGAGAAGGAAGAGAAGAGAGGAGAAAAGAUUGAAGCCGCAACGGAUCGAACUGAGAACGAAGAUAACAAUACCACAGAACGAAUGGAGCCCAAAGCUGAGAGAAAUUAUGUAGAAGUUAAGAGUAAAGAGAAAAGUGUAGAAGCUGUAGAAAAUAAGAGAUACGAAGAGAAGAACGGAGUUCAAGCGGAGACGGUAACGAACAAUUGUACAGAAACGAAGGAAACCGCUUCUUGUGAGGGAGACGAAAACAAUGGGACUUGGUGGAGAUAUUUGUAUCCGUUUUAUUACUUUGUA
Molecule: messenger RNA, 959 nt
Organism: Iphiclides podalirius (scarce swallowtail)
Lineage: Eukaryota; Metazoa; Arthropoda; Insecta; Lepidoptera; Papilionidae
Source: the annotation of a GenBank genome assembly